AUGGUCAAUGAGGUAUCUGCAUCGUUAUCGCCCGACCGGCCGGAGUCCAAUUCGACAAUCCACACCAUUCGGUUUGAAAGUACUGUUGAUGCCCCUCUUGCAAUCCGGUCGGUCUCGUUGCCCACAGCCGAUGCGCCUAUAACCUCCAAUGGCCGGUCUUUAAGUACAAGCGCUGCGUCACCCGGUCCCAGUGGUGACCAUGCAUCCGCGCUUAUGUUUUCACGGCUCGCGCCAUCCUUGUCCGUUGGAGAUGAAACCCGAACGAUUCGGUCGGAGGGCGCGCACUCCUUGCGCAGCGUGCCCAGCAUUCUUGUGGAUGAACCAGGCGCCCGUCCUAGCUCGCGACCGGGCUCGAGGCCAGGCUCAAGACCGGGCUCAAGACCGGGCUCUCGGUGGUCAGAAAGAAAGUGGGGUGGUUUAAGGAAACGGUCGCUCGAGAUGGAGAGGAAACUUAGCAUGGAAGAGCCUCCGCCAGUGCCUCAAAUCGAACACUCCUUCGCUGGUAUCUCCUUAGAUAUACCCACAGCCUCUUUGGAUGGUCUGGAUCAGUCGAUGAAGUUUUCCAAUCGCGGAAGUCUGAUUAAGAAUCAUUCGAAACGCCCGCAUUCAACACCACCUCAGGAGAAGCUGGACGAGCAUCCCGAGCAACCAGAACAACCGCCUCAGGAGAAGCCGGGCGAGUAUCCCGAGCAACCAGAACAACUACUCCAGGAGAAACUGGACAAGCAGCCCGAACAACCAGAACAGCUGCCCCAGCAGAAUCUGGAAGGGGAGGAGCCCCGUCAAGGGCUAGGCCAGCCUGCUCAGGAAAUAUCAAAAGAGAAUCGUGAUCAACAGGGCACUCUUCACCCAAGACAAACUAGUCUUCCGAGCAGAGCAAUCUCGGCAGACGAAGAUAUGUUAUCACGGCGAGUUCGUCUGAUGUAUGAGAAGGGCGAAGAAAAUGUUACCGAAUCCGAGAUUGCGAAAGCACUGGCCUCGGAAAACGGGGUCUUAUGGGAAGAGGCUACGGUUCCGGAUACUGAAACCUCUGGAAAACUCGGUGCUCAGCCGAAUAAGACUGGAGAUGGAACCAAACCAAGGGCGUCUGUUGAAGUAGAGCGUACCCGAAUUAAGAGGGAAACCCAGGAGCUAGCAGGCGGUGCUGAAUAUUGGCAAAAUGUCGGUGUAGAACAAGUUGAUCGUUAUGGCUUCAUUCGACCUGCAAAGAACUCUAAGGGUUCCGAUAUUAAUCCGCUCCAGCGAGUCACAACGAGCCUUCUGCUGGCUUCUGAGACACCUCGGCGGAAACGUUCGAUUCGCCCGCCCACUGCUCCGUCCAGCAACCGUUCCUUCAAUGGUCCGUCUCUAGCCCGCAAGAUAUCCCAAACUUCUCUGGGCGGCCGUCCAUCUUCAUCACAAAGCAACUAUGGUCCACCAUUGCGCCGCACGACAUCUCGUUUGCGCACAGCGACCAAUCAUCUGCCUCACAACCGAGACCGAAAAGCCAAAGAUGAGGCGGCUGACAUGCUCACUCUGCCAACUCCAUCUGCUGGUGAGGAUGAAGAUGCACCGGUUACUCGCGCAAUGCGAAGAAAGGAGUGGCAACGUGAAGACAAGUGGACCAAGAUGGCCAAGCCGACCAAGAAGUCCAAGGACGGCGGCGGUAUGACUUUUGAGUUCGAUACGCAGAGCUCAAAGUUGAUUGAGCGAACUUGGAAAGGCAUCCCAGAUCGGUGGCGGUCAACGGCCUGGUACUCAUUUCUUGAAGCCAGUGCCCGGCGCCACAAGGGCAGCCCACCUGCAGACGAACUCAUCUCAGCCUUUAACGAGCUUCAGUUCAUCUCAUCACCCGAUGAUGUCCAAAUUGAUAUUGAUGUACCGCGGACUAUCUCCAGCCAUAUUAUGUUUCGGAGGCGCUAUCGGGGUGGCCAAAGACUAUUGUUCCGUGUCCUUCACGCCAUGUCACUAUAUUUUCCAGAUACGGGGUACGUGCAGGGAAUGGCAACUCUCGCGGCUACAUUACUGGCGUAUUACGAUGAGGAGCAUGCUUUUAUUAUGUUCGUCAGAUUGUGGCAGCUGCGAGGUUUGGAAGAGCUGUACAAGUCUGGCUUUGCUGGUCUAAUGGAGGCCUUGGCCGACUUCGAACGAGAGUGGCUCGCUGGUGGUGAAGUAGCCACGAAACUGAACGAGGUUGGAAUCCCGCCCACAGCCUAUGGUACCCGCUGGUACCUCACUCUCUUUAAUUACUCGAUCCCCUUCCCAGCUCAGCUUCGGGUGUGGGAUGUCUUCAUGCUUCUUGGGGAUGCCGAAGACAACACUGGUGGCCGCCCCGCAACCUCUGCCGGGAAAAACAAAAUCCCCCCUUCUGAAAAUCCAAGGACAUUUGGUCAAGGUCUUGAUGUUUUGCAUGCUUCAUCUGCUGCCCUUAUUGAUGGCAUGCGCGAUAUCAUUCUCGAGUCCGACUUUGAGAAUAUCAUGAAAGUCCUCACCAGCUGGGUUCCCAUCAAAGACACUGAAAUGUUCAUGCGUGUCGCUAAAGCGGAAUGGAAAGUCCAUCGCCGCAGGAAAGCCUUCUAA
Penicillium vulpinum is the source of this 2559-nucleotide messenger RNA. Its product is annotated as putative TBC domain protein. The coding region runs from base 1 to 2559 and encodes 852 amino acids. NCBI's taxonomy places the organism in Eukaryota, Fungi, Ascomycota, Eurotiomycetes, Eurotiales, Aspergillaceae. The record is from RefSeq and is a predicted model, not a curated record. The transcript is spliced from 3 exons.